Molecule: messenger RNA, 306 nt
Organism: Sinocyclocheilus rhinocerous
Lineage: Eukaryota; Metazoa; Chordata; Actinopteri; Cypriniformes; Cyprinidae
Product: cytidine deaminase-like
Exons: 3
Cellular component (GO): cytosol
Molecular function (GO): cytidine deaminase activity; zinc ion binding
Source: RefSeq, a predicted model, not a curated record
ACAGGUUGCAAUGUAGAGAAUGCAUGCUACUCUGCUGGAUUGUGUGCUGAGAGGACUGCAAUCUCUAAAGCUGUGUCUGAGGGACAUAAGAGCUUCAAAGCCAUCGCAAUUGCCAGUGACCUUGAAGAUCGCUUUAUUUCUCCAUGUGGAGCCUGUAGGCAGUUCAUGAGAGAGUUUGGCUCACAGUGGGACGUUUAUAUGUCAAAAUCUGAUGGAUCUUACAAACUGAUGACAGUGGAGGAGCUCCUGCCGUCUUCAUUUGGCCCCGAUGACCUGAGGGCAAGAGAAAACCAUUAAACUUUUGAC